AUCACAACAACACAGAUGGCGAAUACGCCAGAUGCGAGGAGAAAGGCCCAGCCUGUACAGAGCGAGACAGCUGAUGCAACCCCCCAAUUUGAGCCCCGAAGACGGCCGACGGAGAUCACAGAACGCGCCGUCGAGCCAUAUAAACGGAUCCGAUCGUCGCAGUCGUCGAUGGCCGGGCCGCUGACUACUUCACGAGCAGCCGGAGGUGGCCAACUACAGGGACAACCCGGCUGGGAGGAUCAGGAGAUUGAAGUGAGCAGCAAGAAAGAAGACACGGGGUUGAAGUUGCGUCUAGACUUGAAUCUGGACGUGGAGGUUGAUCUCAAGGCCAGCAUCCAUGGGGACCUGACGCUGUCUCUGCUGUACGUUAUCCUCGCUCUCUCAAUUCGAUCCAUUCUCUGAUACAAGAUGCAGUUCCUAAUGUUCCUAGCAAGUAAGGGGGGAAAGAGUGACUCACAUAUAGUAUCCUACACCUCCUGUAUUAUACUGUAUCUAUACUGCAUGAUGCAUCUCAGACAAGCUUUCUCUUUACACUCCCGGUGUAGCCACCCAGCCAGUAGUAUUGUCGGCUCUAUGCAUCCAUAGAAGCGAGAGAUGAGUUCGUCCU
Penicilliopsis zonata CBS 506.65 is the source of this 607-nucleotide messenger RNA. RefSeq lists its product as hypothetical. Bases 16 to 402 code for a protein of 128 amino acids. The transcript has a single exon. The record is from RefSeq and is a predicted model, not a curated record. NCBI's taxonomy places the organism in Eukaryota, Fungi, Ascomycota, Eurotiomycetes, Eurotiales, Aspergillaceae.